This is a messenger RNA of Dioscorea cayenensis subsp. rotundata (Guinea yam), 1066 nucleotides long. RefSeq lists its product as uncharacterized. Lineage: Eukaryota; Viridiplantae; Streptophyta; Magnoliopsida; Dioscoreales; Dioscoreaceae. The transcript is spliced from 4 exons. Bases 330 to 1058 code for a protein of 242 amino acids. The record is from RefSeq and is a predicted model, not a curated record.
GGGUGUUUCGUUAAUUUUACCACUUCGUCUCGUUCUAUGCGGACGGCAUAGCUGUACGAAAAGUCCUCGAAAAAAUUAGGUUUUCUUUGAGAACCCUUCUCUCUGGUUCCCUUUGUCCUCUUCUUCGAGUUCGUUCUUAUCCUCUCUCGUGCUUUCUCUUUCUCUCUCUCUCUCAAUUGGAAUGGGUUGCAAUUUCUAGGCCAACUUAAGUGCUUCCUUUAACUGAUUUGUUGGAAUGGAGACUUUUGUAACAACAGGUUCUCAGAGAAUAUCCUUGUUGCCAGGCUAAGAAAGCACUAUUGUUAUUCUGAAAUUUGUUUUGUUUGAUUAUGGUUUUUAUGGAUCCUAAGAGCUUAGAAAAAGAACUUUUCAUUGAUCUUGAAAGUGGAAAACAUGCUGUAGUAAAUGAAGUUUUGUCAGAGGAUAGUUGUUCUAGUGUUGAACUUGGGAGGCAAAUACCAAAUAAAUUCUGCAGUGAGGUUGCUAGUGAUUCUGGUUUAUUAAAAGGUGAAGAAGAACAUACUAGUGUGCAAUAUUACUCAUUGAGUUUGUCAGAUGGGUCUUCGAAAAAUGUGGAUGAUAUUGGGAAGAAAAGUCAUGGAGGAGAGGAAAAGAUGGUUCAUUUGAAGAAGGCUGGAACUGAGAAACCAAGGAAGAAGAAGUGCAAGAAACCUCCUAGACCUCCCCGACCACCGUCUUUGGAUUCUACUGAGCAGAAAUUCGCAAAAGAGAUAUCUGAACUAGCUAUGUUAAAGCGAGCAAGGAUUGAAAGAAUGAAAGCAUUGAAGAAUAUGAAGAAUGCCAAGCAAGCAGCAUCAAACAACAGUCUUUGUGCGCUGGUCAUUACCGUUCUCUUUUGCCUCGUGAUUGUCUGGCAAGGAGUUUUCUCACGAGACGUGUCAAGCCUUAGUUUUCAUGGUUCUCCUGAAUCAUCCCAUGAGGCCGGUGCCAGCCUGAUCUCAGUUCAAUUUUACAAGAAUGUAUCGGCGUCUCCCAACAUUGUAGAACAAGCAUAUGGUGUGGAUGUUCAUAAAGGAGCAGAAAGUGAUGGCCAUUAAGAAUAAAU